This is a messenger RNA of Chlorocebus sabaeus (green monkey), 2908 nucleotides long. RefSeq names its product galanin receptor 1 (gene GALR1). Gene Ontology annotation, cellular component: plasma membrane. The record is from RefSeq and is a predicted model, not a curated record. NCBI's taxonomy places the organism in Eukaryota, Metazoa, Chordata, Mammalia, Primates, Cercopithecidae. Gene Ontology annotation, molecular function: galanin receptor activity. Gene Ontology annotation, biological process: positive regulation of cytosolic calcium ion concentration; G protein-coupled receptor signaling pathway; negative regulation of adenylate cyclase activity.
CUGCGCGCUCGGCAGUGCGGGGAAGCGCCGCGGGAAGGAGCGGCUCUGAGCAACAGGUGCAGCCCGCAGCCGCUCCGGGAGCGAGAGAAAACGGCCGGCGAAGAUCUGGACCAGUAAGGCGGAGAGAAGGGUCUCUCCACCUGCGCGGCUGCAGCCGGCGGAUCCUCCUUCCCAGGCUCCGUGGUCGCGCAGCGGGCGGAGGCGCCCGGGUAGGGGACCCAGGGCUCUCAAGACCACCGUCCCUUCCCGAGAAGGUCCAGCUCCAGGCUCCCGUCCACGCCCUCUCGCAGAAGGUCGCGGCGCAAAGACGGUGCCUUCAGGCACGGCCACCGGAUCCCUGCGCCCGCUGGCGCGCGCCUCAGGGGAAGCUCAGACUCCUAAACUCGCGCUCUCCGUGCUCUGCGCCGGGACUACCGGCCACCCCCGGCGCCUACUUUCCUGCCAGGCACCCGCCCUCCCUCCCCGCGCGCCCCGCCACUAGCCCGGGCAGCCCCGCGGGCCAUGGAGCUGGCGGUCGGGAACCUCAGCGAGGGCAACGCGAGCUGGCCGGAGCCCCCAGCCCCGGAGCCCGGGCCGCUGUUCGGCAUCGGCGUGGAGAACUUCGUCACGCUGGUGGUGUUCGGCCUGAUCUUCACGCUGGGCGUGCUGGGCAACAGCCUAGUGAUCACUGUGCUGGCGCGCAGCAAGCCGGGCAAGCCGCGGAGCACCACCAACCUGUUCAUCCUCAACCUGAGCAUCGCCGACCUGGCCUACCUGCUCUUCUGCAUCCCCUUCCAGGCCACGGUGUACGCGCUGCCCACUUGGGUGCUGGGCGCCUUCAUCUGCAAGUUCAUACACUACUUCUUCACCGUGUCCAUGCUGGUCAGCAUCUUCACCCUGGCCGCGAUGUCAGUGGACCGCUAUGUGGCCAUCGUGCACUCGCGGCGCUCCUCCUCCCUCAGGGUGUCCCGCAACGCACUGCUGGGCGUAAGCUGCAUCUGGGCGCUGUCCAUCGCCAUGGCCUCGCCCGUGGCCUACCACCAGGGCCUCUUCCAGCCGCGCGCCAGCAACCAGACUUUCUGCUGGGAGCAGUGGCCUGACCCUCGCCACAAGAAGGCCUAUGUGGUGUGCACCUUCGUCUUCGGCUACCUGCUGCCGCUCCUGCUCAUCUGCUUCUGCUAUGCAAAGGUUCUUAAUCAUUUGCAUAAAAAGUUGAAGAACAUGUCAAAGAAGUCUGAAGCAUCCAAGAAAAAGACUGCGCAGACCGUUCUGGUGGUGGUCGUGGUGUUUGGAAUCUCCUGGCUGCCGCACCACAUCAUCCAUCUCUGGGCUGAGUUUGGAGUUUUCCCGCUGACCCCGGCUUCCUUCCUCUUCAGAAUCACCGCCCACUGCCUGGCGUACAGCAAUUCCUCCGUGAAUCCUAUCAUAUACGCGUUUCUCUCUGAAAAUUUCAGGAAGGCCUAUAAGCAAGUGUUCAAGUGUCGCAUUCGCAAAGAUUCACAUCUGAGUGAUAAUAAAGAAAAUAAAAGUCGAAUAGACACCCCACCAUCAACCAAUUGUACUCAUGUGUGAUAAAAGAUAGAGUAUCCUUAUGGUUGAGUUUCCAUGUAAGUGGACCAGGCACAGAAACAAACAGAAUAUGCUAGUGAGCAAUGCUGCACCUUGUUAUCUUAACAACAAUUCUAGUCAUUUUAAUUAAAUCCCACCUGUGUUAAAAAGUACUUUGAUCCAUUUAGGAAAUUCCUAGGUCUAGUGAGAAUUAUUUUUCAGUUUUAUUUUAGUUCUAAAUUACGUUUCAGAAACAAAAGACAAUGCUGCAUAGUUUUGUUCCUCUUCAGAAAUGAAAGCUGAGUAGAAUUCCGCAGAUAAUGUUCAGCUCUUCAUAGAUUGAGAACUGGCCUGUCAAUAUGGUCAGGAAUAUUUGCAGUCUCCAUUUUAAAGCAAAUUUAUUUAGAAAAAAAAUUUGAGCUUUAAGUCUUUAAGAGAAGUAAUAUUGUGAACUCUGUAUUUUAAAAUAUGAUCAUGGACAUACAGUGAUGAAUUUUUGGCCAUUUGCAUAGACACAUCUAUGAAGUGGAAAGAAGGCUUUCUGAAGUCUGUUUGCACAGAUGGUGUUUGCUUCCAAUUGUAGCUAGUGUACAGAGCUUUGGAAGCCUGUCGUUAUACCUCAGGAGUCAAUUCAGGGUUGUGGUGAUGACCUGGGUUACAGUAGUAGGCACUGUUGAUUCAAAUUUAUCCUGUGAAAUUAGGCUUUAUAGAGUUAACAAAACAGAGUCAGCGACUACUGUCUCAAUAGUGGAAGAUGCAAGUAAGUUUUUGAGAAUAAAACUGAGUUUUGAAAUUUUAUGUAAGUACUUGACGAAAGUUUUCAUUUUGCCUUGAAUGGAACCUACUAAAAAGAGAGAUGAAAAAAAAAAAAAACCAGUGAGGUUGAUGUAGAUAAUAAUUUCUAUGGGACCAAAGACUAGACAGAAUUCAGUAAGUCAUAUGAAGUAAUGGUCAUGCCUAUCGAUAAAGCAUAUUUCAUGUUUGAUUUAGAUGACAUUCAAAAAAACCAUGGGACUGAAUAUACCUAGGGGUAUCCUAUCUUGUACAAAUGCAUGCGUUUUCAUUACAUUUGUAAUCAUGUUUAAUGCACAUUUCCACCAAAUAUUAUUUCCUCUAAAAAUGUUAACUUGGGGUUAAAACUAUCACCACUUGAAUUUCAAAUGUCGUUUUCAUAACAAUUUUAUAUUGAUGUGUGUUUACAAUGAGAAAAUGGCAUGAAAAUAUUAAAUUAUCUUGUAUCGGAAAAGUACUUUUCAGACUGUAAGACUUUGAUACGUUUUAGGAGGAAGCAAAAGCAAGAAUUUUUGUUUGUUUGUUUGUUUGCUAAAAAGGAUUUGGCUAGGCACAGUGGCUCAUGCCUGCAAUUCCAGCACUUUGGGAG